This is a messenger RNA of Mya arenaria, 469 nucleotides long. RefSeq names its product phospholipid phosphatase 3-like. Gene Ontology annotation, molecular function: phosphatidate phosphatase activity. The record is from RefSeq and is a predicted model, not a curated record. Lineage: Eukaryota; Metazoa; Mollusca; Bivalvia; Myida; Myidae. Gene Ontology annotation, biological process: phospholipid metabolic process; phospholipid dephosphorylation; signal transduction. The transcript is spliced from 3 exons. Bases 17 to 469 code for a protein of 150 amino acids.
CUUGCUGUCUUUUAACAUGACGGGGCUGGGACCAACUCGCCGGGGAUUUUUCUGUGAUGAUGAAUCUAUUUCCUACCCCUACAGGACGGAUACAGUCAGCGAUUCUGUGCUUAUUGCCUGCUUUAUAGGAGUCCCUGUUAUUAUUGCGGGACUUUUAAAAAUGACUGAACAGACAUUUAAUCCGCCUUACGGUGAUAUUUUCGGGCAAAAACUAGACGACAGUGAGAAGAAAGAGCUAUUAACCGCAACUUGGAACAACGUUCACCAGUAUAAGUUCCCUUUCAGGGUUGUUGGUAGUUUUCUGUUCGGUCAGAUGUCAUGUAGUCUUUUCAUGGAAACGACGAAACUGUUCGCUGGAAGAUUACGCCCCAACUUCCUGUCAGUGUGUGUCAUUGACCUUGACCGCGUCAACUGUAGUCAAGGUUACGUGGAAAUAGACGACAGCAUGUGCAGAAACGAUGAUUUAUAA